GGUAGAAAAUUUUUUGAAUUCAAAAUGUUUAUGGAAUUAGCAAUUCCAGAGAACUUCGAUGUCACUAAGCAUAUAGAAGAAUUCGAAAGUAAGGAAAAUAAUAAUUCUCGUAAUGUACAACAUGACGUUGUUGAUGAGGCUGCAAAUAUGUUAAUUAAAGAAUUUCAAACAUUCCUUGCCAAAGAUAUUAGAGAAAGAAUUAUCGCACCGGUGGUUCUUGAUUUAUUGAGUCAUGACCAUUAUCCCGAUCUCGUUCGAGAACUUAAAGAGAAAGAAGCAGCUGAACAGGUUAAAAAAUCUGCAAAUAUCAUAGACAAGUCCGUUCAAGUCAGACAAAAUGCUCUUUCUGUUCUUGCUGCCAAAAGAGAAGAACAACAACGAAGACUUAAAGAAUAUCAGCAAGCAAAGGCAAAUUUACCUAGUUUUAAUAAAAAGUCUGAAGCAAAUCGUUUACCUUCAAGUAACAAGAGGAAGAAUUUGAUACCAAUGCAACAUGCACUUAACUAUGAUGACGAUAGUGAUGUUUCUGACAUUGAAGACGAAAUGAGUGAAUCGGCCACCCCUCAACCAUCUAAUUUGAAGAGAGAACAUGAGGUUGAAGCUCCGAAGGACAAGGGAAACAAGCGUAAGAAGCUAACUAGAUCAUUCUUGUAUGAUUCUUCCUCUGAAGAAGAAGAUAAUGAGCAAGUAAUUAGUGAUCAAACUAAGGAGAAAAGUUUCAAUGAUAUGGAUGUUGAUAAGAAGGACGAAGUCAUAUCUGAAGUUGAAGAUGAGAAACCGUUUGAGGAUAUUGACUAUUCGAAAAUUGAAGAAAAAUACCAACCAACAUUUGAGACUCCACAACCGGUUUAUGACGAAAUACCCGUUGGAUACUCUGAUCCCUUUGAUUUGGAUAGACUUCGUUCGAUUAUUAGAGAUGAAGAAGAUGUUCAAUUGGCCGAGAAAUUGUUCACUGAUUUUAAGCCUGCCUCCCAUAUCAAAAAUAUUGAAUAUUGGGCAUGGAAACAAAAAGAUCUUAAGGAUUCUUCAGUUACAGAGGAAGCUGCCGAAGAUGGAUUAGAAGUCACCGGUCCUCUAAGCUCUAGAUUGGAAUGUAAAACUGGUUCUUUCAAAAGUGAAGGAUACCGGAAAAUUUUGGAUGCUGAUAAAAUUGAGUAUUUACCUCAUCGCCGUAAAAUACAUAAACCACUUAAAACGGUUCAACAUGAUGAUGAAGAGAGUGGAGCUGGGAACUAUAGUUCCAAUCAAAACAAUAAUAAUAUCCAAAGUUCUCGUGUUAAUAGAGCUAAUAAUAGAAGAUUUGCAGCUGAUAUUAGUGCACAGAAACAAAUGAUUGGAAGUGAAACUGAUAUUUUAAAUCUUAAUGCAUUGACUAAACGUAAAAAGCCUGUUUCAUUUGCAAGAUCGGCCAUCCAUAAUUGGGGUCUCUAUGCUUUGGAACCAAUUGCAGCUAAAGAAAUGAUUAUUGAAUACGUUGGUGAAAGCAUAAGGCAACAAGUUGCCGAACACCGAGAAAAAAGUUACUUAAAGACCGGUAUUGGUUCUUCAUACUUAUUCAGAAUCGAUGAAAAUACCGUUAUUGAUGCAACUAAAAAGGGUGGUAUCGCUAGAUUCAUCAAUCAUUGUUGUAACCCAAGUUGCACUGCCAAAAUUAUCAAGGUCGAAGGUAAGAAAAGAAUCGUUAUUUACGCAUUACGUGACAUUGAAGCUAAUGAAGAGCUCACUUAUGAUUACAAGUUUGAGAGAGAAACCAAUGAUGAAGAACGUAUCAGAUGUCUUUGUGGUGCUCCUGGUUGUAAAGGUUAUUUGAAUUAAGUCUACAUAUUCAAUUUAUAUAGUAUUUAUAGAUUUCAUCCUAAUAUAUUAAUAUUCGUCUAUU
This is a messenger RNA of Hyphopichia burtonii NRRL Y-1933, 1879 nucleotides long. RefSeq names its product histone methyltransferase (gene SET1). The record is from RefSeq and is a predicted model, not a curated record. Gene Ontology annotation, molecular function: protein binding; histone H3K4 methyltransferase activity. Lineage: Eukaryota; Fungi; Ascomycota; Pichiomycetes; Serinales; Debaryomycetaceae. Gene Ontology annotation, cellular component: Set1C/COMPASS complex. The annotation marks the transcript as partial. The transcript has a single exon.